This is a messenger RNA of Camellia sinensis, 540 nucleotides long. Lineage: Eukaryota; Viridiplantae; Streptophyta; Magnoliopsida; Ericales; Theaceae. The record is from RefSeq and is a predicted model, not a curated record.
AUGAUCGGGGAAAGGUCGUCUGUGGAUUACAGUGAUCUUAUCUUGGAUGCAUCUGAUACACUUCGUUUGACUUGGCAACUCGAGAAGGUUUGUAUAGUGGAGUCUGAAUAUGAUAGUGAGUUCAAGUUUGAUUUUACUGAGUCUGUAAAGUUGGAGUCAGACUCGGGUUCUUCUGCUAGUUCUGAGUUGGGUGAUUCUGGGGUUGAUGACCUAGAUGCCACUGUCUUGUCUCAAUCGUCUUUUUCUUUUUCCUUUGAGUCCACUGUAUCUGCUAAGCUAGACCUAAUGAACGAGAAUCAUGUUGAUUUUUUAAAAAAGGAUGGUAGGAUUCGAGUCUGUGUUGAUUUUAGAGAUUUGAAUAAAGCCAGCCCUAAAGAUGAUUUCUCGCUGCUACAUAUUGAUGAAUUGGUAGAUUUCACUAUAGGUCAUGCUUUGUUUUUGUUCAUGGAUGGGUUUUCAGGGUAUAAUAAGAUCUCCAUGGCACCAAAAGACAUAGAGAAGACGACAUUCAAUUCCCAAUGGGGGACUUACUGCUAUUGA